Molecule: messenger RNA, 3963 nt
Organism: Drosophila serrata
Lineage: Eukaryota; Metazoa; Arthropoda; Insecta; Diptera; Drosophilidae
Gene: unc-5
Product: netrin receptor unc-5
Biological process (GO): motor neuron axon guidance; netrin-activated signaling pathway
Cellular component (GO): membrane
Molecular function (GO): protein binding; netrin receptor activity
Source: RefSeq, a predicted model, not a curated record
CCAAAGGAAUGCUGCGCUCCCCGAAAGGCAAAGACACAACUCGCACCGUCCGUCGGGUGGCAAACGGCAAAAAAAAAAGUGCAGUAGCCGUCGCAGUCUCGCGAAUGUGAAAUGAAAUGUGCAAUUAAAACGCGAAUAAUGGCAGAGUUCAAGUGAAAUAUUGAGGAAUUCCAACGGGAAAAAGGAAGAAAAAAUAAAUCACAGCCGAAGGCAAAAAAUCUCCUGGCGUAGAGGUGUGCGUGAGUGCGUGCGUACGCGCUGGUGUGGGAUAUCCUUCGGUCUUCGAGUGAAAAUAAUGAGUGUAAAUGGAGACAAGUAAACUAAGAGCGAUAAGGUUACAGAUGUCCUAAGCACACACAUACACAAGGACACAAGCAGAGACACACGGCCAACGCAGGGAUAUUGCGGCAGGGGCUGGGCAUGUAACUGGAUCCUGGAUACAUGUUGGCUCCUAAGACAACAGCUCGGCAAAGGCAGGAGCGGGAGCAGACGAGGGAGCAGGAGCAGGACGCCGUAUCGUAUUCACCACGUCAACAAAGCGAGUGUGCAGCUAAUGCUAAUGCCUGCAGUUAGCUCGCCAUCGCCACAACGCCACGUCACAUUGCAGGUGCAGCAGUUGCACAGGAAACGCAGGAGCAGGAGCAGGAGCAGGAGCAAGAGACACCUCAUCCUCCUUCUCCACACUGGGAACCCCCUCAAGGCGCAGCAUGGCGGUGAUUAAUAGAGCCGGAAGUGUGAUUAUCCUUCUAUUUGGCCUCCAGGUCAUCUGCUUAUCUCUUAUGGUCACCGGAGAGCUGCCGCAGCUGGACUAUGGCAGCAUGUCCGCCUCCCUGGAGGAGGAUGCAAUUGACCCACUCACAGCACUAGCUCCCUUUGCCAAUUCCCUGGUCACCGAGGAGUCGGCACCGCAAAAGCAUCACUUGGAGCUGCUGAGUAAUAGCAGUGAAGAGGAGAAUCCGGCACGACCUCCGGUGGGUGCACAAUCCUCCUCCUCCUCAUCAUCAUCUUCUUCUUCGGCGACGGGAGCGGCAUCGGGCACACUGCUUGAGGAGUUCAAUAGCGGCAAACUGAGUCCUGGAGAGGCCAGCAAUACCCUGCCCAUCUUCCUCAGUGAGCCGGAGAGUGUUUUUGUGGUCAAGAACCGACCGGCCAUCCUCAAGUGCAAGGCUUCGCAUUCCCUGCAGGUGAUCUUCAAGUGCAGCGGCAGCUCACAGCCCCCACCGUCGACGCACGAGACUCAUGUGGAUCCUCAUACCGGAGUCAACAUGGAGGAGGUCACCGCCACCAUACACCGGGACCUGGUGGACGAGUUCUUUGGGGAUGGACCCUUCAAGUGCGAGUGCCACGCCUGGUCGUCGCGUGGCGUGGUCAAGAGUCAGGCGGCCACCGUGCACAUAGCCUAUAUUCGCAAGUCCUUCAACCAGUCGCCAACCUCACUGCGCCUGGAGCUGGGCAGCCGGGCGGAACUGCGCUGCGAGCCACCCGGCGGCUUCCCCGAACCGAAGCUCACCUGGCACAAGAACAACGCGGUCAUCACCGCGGAAAGUGAGCCCGGGAUCAGCGUUACGGGCGGCAUACUCACCUUCCGCCAGGUGGCACUGCAGCACAUGGCCAACUACAGCUGCAGUGCGGAGAAUAUAGCCGGCAGACGCAUCUCCGAUUCCGCGGUGCUCAUCGUUUAUGUGAACGGCGGCUGGAGCACCUGGAGUCCAUGGCGCGAGUGCAAGUGCGCGGGCAAGCCGAGCCAGGGACGGAAGCGGUCGCGUACCUGCAACAAUCCGAUGCCGCUUAAUGGGGGCGCCCAGUGUCCGGGCCCCCAGAUCCAGAAGUCCGCCGACUGCGCCGCCUGUCCAGAGGACACUCAAAUCGUCAGUCCUGAUGGAUUUGACAUUUCGUCGAGUAAGCGCAUGGCCCGCUGGUCGCCGUGGAGUGACUGGAGCAUCUGCUCCGCGGAGUGCAUUCAAGUGCGUCGCAGGAAGUGCCUGAGUCAGGGCCUCCAGACACAAAAUCCCGAUGGCGAUGAGAGCGGCGAACUGCUACUGGGCUCCGGUGUGGGCAUGGCAGCACUCAUUGCUGCUGCCGCCGCCUCCGGUGGAGGAAGCCCCGGCGAGCCGGCUUCUGGCUCCAGCAGCUCCUCCGACAGUAUCGCAGGAUAUGGCAAAUCAUUGUGCACCGGAAAGGAUAUACAGACAGCCGAAUGCCGCGGCGAACAGUGCCAGAUUGGCAAGGAUGAUUUCGAUUGGACCCUUUAUCUGGGACUGGCCUUCAUAACCGCGGUCUGCUUCGCCUUUGGUGCGGCCCUGAUCUGCUGCGCCCGCCGUGGCAUUCGCACCAAUCCCCACUACAACAUGGCCCGCUCAGUAAUGGACGCGGAUUAUAUGCCCGGCGUGGUGGAAAAGAAGGAGAUGCGCAUGCACAUCGAGGCCAGCAACAUGGGUUACGAUUACGUCAAUCCCGGACAUCGGUACUUGCCCAGCAUGGGCAUGGGUAUUGGAUGCGGCGGCGUCGGUGGCGGUGUCACCGAGCACCACUACGAUGUGCCCAAUCUGUCCGCCAACUACACCAACCCCAUUGAUCAUCUCAGCGUGGAUUAUUUGUCGGAAACCGGGGAGUCCUCCACUGCUGAUACCUCCAACUCCACCUUUGACAUGAACAACAAACUCUCCAUACUCAACGCCUCCAAGAGCAGCAGCUACGAGCUCUUGGGCAGCUCCGGCGGACAGCUACGUCUGUAUGGCGGCGAACUGUUGCUCUUUGUGCCGGAGCAUGCCAUCGGCAAGCACACGAAGAAGCAUGUGUCCCUGCUCCUGCUGAGCGAUGAGUGCAGCCGGGUUUCCUGCGCCACCGAAAGCUCCAUCCUGUGCAGCAGCGUGGUGCACAGUGCCCCGCGUAACUAUAGCUUUGUGAAGCCAGUGAUCCUGAAGAUUCCUCACUGCCUGGUGGCCCCGGAGCAGUGGCAUGUCCACAUCUACCAUGCGGAUAGCGAGCAUGACGAGCUGAGCGUGAACUGGCGACGAGCGGUGUCCGUGGGCGAGGAGACCAUCAACACGCCCAUGUUCGUGCAGCUGGAGUCGCGACAUGUGUUCAUCAUGACGGAGCAGCUGGGCCACUUUGCCGUGGUGGCGGAACCAAGGAUCCAGCAGCCCUCCAUCAAGAUGAAGCUGCUGGCCUUUAGCCAGCACACGCCACCGAGCAGCGCCAACUGCAGUUUGCGGAUCUAUGUGGUCAAGGAUUUGCCCAAUAGUCGUGACAUCUGCGCCAACGUAGAGGCCAAGCUGGGCGGCAGUUUCCUGGGUGAAAGCCAGGUCUUUGCCUUCACCCUCAACAGCCGGAACCUCAAUAUCCGCGUGCGCAGCGCCGAUGUGGAGGCAGCGGCUCCCUACGAGCACGCCAUACCCUACCAGCACAUCCUCAGCAACAACUCCAUCCUGCACUGUGAGUUCAGCCUGCGGCGGCAGGAUCAGACCACACUCUGCGUGGACUUUGGCCAAGGGAACGAGGACGAUGCGGACAUAUAUACCUUCAACAUUCCGGCCCACUCGUUGAGCGGCUCGGCGGAGGAGCUGGCCUCCACCACAAACACCACGAUCUCCAUCGACCGGCAGGGCAACUAUGUGAACGAGAGCUGUGUGAUGGACUUUGUCCAGCUGCCGCAUGCCACCAAGCGCCUGAUCUGCGCUGCCUUGGAUCCACCUCGGGCUGACGAACGCGACUGGCGAUUGCUGGCCAAGAAGCUCAAUACGGACCGGUAUAUCGCCUAUUUUGCCACGAAGGCCUCGCCCACCGAACAGAUCCUGAACCUGUGGGAGUGUCGGGCGAAUAGCUCACCCGGUAAUAGUUCCAACUCGGUUUCGCACACGAUAAUGAACCUGUUGCUCACGCUCAAGGAGAUGGGACGCCAGGAUGUGCUGGACAUAAUCGUGGAGACGAUUGGUCCGCUGUGGUUCUAAAGAGUGCCAUGGG